AAAUAAAGUGACAUUAAUAGAAAUUUGAUAUUAUUUUUUGUAAAUAAUAAUUAUAAAUUAUAAUUUAUAAAUAAUUAGUAAUUGAUAAUUAAAAUAAACCGCGAGUUAAUUGAUUUGAGUAAGCAAAAAAAAUUGAUUACGAUUUUUUACUCCAAAAUAUUUUUGUCGGCUAUUUUUUAAAGCUGAUUAAUAAUUAAUGAAUUAAAAAUAUUAAUUAUUUUGUUGAUGAAAAAUUUUUAAAUGGCUCACUGUGAUUAUUGUUGAUAAUUAUAACUAGUUUGUGGCCGUGUUGAUCAACAAUGGCUGGAAACUUUUGGCAAAGUUCACAUCAUCAACAAUGGCUAUUAGACAAACAAGAUUUGAUUAGAGAACGACAAUUCGAUCUUACGGUACUCAAUGAAGAAGAGUAUCAAAAAUUAUUCAUUUUUUUUGCUAAUUUGAUUCAAGUACUUGGAGAACAAUUAAAAUUACGUCAACAAGUGAUAGCAACAGCAACAGUUUAUUUCAAACGUUUUUACGCAAGAAAUAGUUUAAAAUGUAUUGAUCCUUUAUUGUUGGCGCCAACUUCGGUAUUUUUAGCAUCUAAAGUUGAAGAGUUUGGUGUUAUUUCAAAUACACGUUUAAUAACAACAUGUCAAACUGUUGUAAAAAAUAAAUUUAACUACGCCUACACUCAAGAGUUUCCAUACCGCACAAAUCACAUUCUGGAGUGUGAAUUUUAUCUUCUAGAACAUCUGGACUGCUGUUUGAUAGUUUACCAACCGUAUCGACCUCUUCUGACUUUGAUCCAAGACGUUGGACCCGACGAUCAAUUACUUACUCUGGCUUGGAGAAUCAUCAAUGACAGUCUGAGAACUGAUGUAUGUCUUCUGUACCCUCCUUAUCAAAUAGCUAUCGGAUGCUUGCAAAUUGCAUGCGUGAUACUGCAGAAAGACUUGAAGUCGUGGUUCGCUGAACUGAAUGCCGACAUGGAGAAAAUUCAAGAAAUAGCUCGUUAUAUCAUAAACCUAUAUGAGCUAUGGAAAACAUAUGAUGAGAAAAAAGAGAUUCAGGGCUUACUUGCUAAAAUGCCAAAACCUAAAGCCGCACCGCAACGCUGACAUGACGAUGAAUUCGGCAUUUAUGAAUCCACAUAAACGUCAUUCAGAUAUAUAUUUAUCAUUAUUAUUUAAUAAAAAUUAACUUACGCAUCCGUCAUGUUAAUCAUUGUCAUAUAAAAUAAGUUAAUAUGUUAUAAGUAGACAUGUCAAUCAAUUUUUUGCUCCGUAACUAUUAAUCUCCGAAAAAAAAUUACACGAAAAAUAUUUUUUUUCAUACCAGCAUUGAAAUUCAAAGUUUCAGUGUCUCUACAGCCAGUCGAAAGAAGUGACUUUCAGUCCGAUGUUGCGAAUUAAUAUUAGCAAACGCGUAAUUGUAAAUGUAAAUGACUUCAGUCAGCGGGAAGAAACAUGCGUUUACAAACAAACAAAUAAAGUUUCUGCCCGUUGACUGAAGACUUUCGCAAUUUAAACUCUGAUACGUCAUUUUUUUAAUAGUAAUUUCAGACCAUUAAUUUUGUUUACGUAAAUGACAGUUCUGACUGUAAUUAAGUUUCAUAAAAAUUAGUGUCAAUAAUAAAUAGAAUUUAUAGUUUCUGCUUAAUUAUAAAUUGCAAAUGACAAUUUACGCUUACGCUCAUAGUCGGUCUUAAGUUAAUUUGUUUCUGACUGGCUGCUGACACUGAAACUUUGUUCCAAUGCAGGUAAUCAUGGAAAAUGUAGUGUGUAACUCAGGAUGAAACUUGAUUUCCACCUGCGGGUGAUGUCAGCCUUCACCCUGGUCUGAAAUCGUUUUGUUUCGUCCCUUGUCACACAAUAUACUCUCUCCAAACAGGAUGUUUUGUCUAAAGAUCGAUCUGUAAUUUAUCCGGAAAUGAAUAGUUGGCGGCCUAAAUUUCUAAGUAUUGAUCUUUUUAUGUUCUCCCAUCUAAAGUAGUUGAUGUAAUUAAUCAUACAGUUUUUUAAAUUUAAAAAAUUAACAAUUCGAUAUUUAUUGUUGAGUUGUCACUAGAUUAAAGAGAUGGAGUGAAUAAUUAAU
This is a messenger RNA of Microplitis mediator, 2076 nucleotides long. RefSeq names its product cyclin-C (gene CycC). The record is from RefSeq and is a predicted model, not a curated record. Gene Ontology annotation, cellular component: mediator complex; nucleus. Bases 300 to 1100 code for a protein of 266 amino acids. The transcript is spliced from 4 exons. NCBI's taxonomy places the organism in Eukaryota, Metazoa, Arthropoda, Insecta, Hymenoptera, Braconidae. Gene Ontology annotation, biological process: positive regulation of transcription by RNA polymerase II. Gene Ontology annotation, molecular function: cyclin-dependent protein serine/threonine kinase regulator activity.